CUCCCGCCCAUCGCCCUUUUGCCCUGGGAGGAGAGGGCUGGGCAGCUCCUCUCGCGGGGUUUUGGCGUCUCUGGAGUGAAGUGCCAUGUUUCAGUCAGAGCUGCUCGUUCAGUUUCCUUUUUAAUCAAAAAAGAACUCGCAGAGAGUGUAUGUUUUCCUGGGGCACCACUAAAAACGUCCAGCUUAGGCUUAGUCAGGUACUCCAGUAAAAACCCUUUAUGCUGAAUGGUUAUUUGAAUAGAAUAUCAAAUACUUUUCUGAGUCAACCUAGUAAUCCAAGACUUACAAUAAAAAACAAUGAGCACAAAUCAAGGGUAUUGAGAGGGCUGUUCAGGUGGCGAUUUCUCCUUUAAUUCUUUAACAAGCUUGUGUAUGCAUUUUGUGGGUUUUCAAAACUAACCGUGUGUAAGUUACAUGUGCAGAUAACAGACACAUCUCCUCUAAAACCACAGCCAGUCAUUGCAGGAAGCCAUGGAGCGUGGCUGUUCUUGCAUAUGCAGCUUCUGUCCUGCACCAGAAGGGUCAGCUUAUUGCUUUGCAGGCUCCUUUACAGUCUUGCAUGUCCAGCACUUGAAUUGAGCUAUCAGAGUUGGGCUGGGGAUGUUUGCAAAAUCAGACAGUAGUUUUUGCAUAGAAAUUUGAUGACGGGCUAGAUCAAUAUGUGCAAAGGAAAAUGCAAGUUUGAGAAACUAAAGCAUGCCAGAAAAUUAUUACUUGACUAGCCUGCUUUUUGCAGUGCUUGCUCAGUUUCUUCCUGUUAAUUGUUCCAUGUUCUUUAUAGCUUGACUUUAGAUUUUGUAACUGUGUCUUUCGCUGUAGUUAGGACUUGUUUUCUCAAUGUAUUCGUUUCUUCCAAAUGCCUUGUUUACGAGAUGCCAGUUGACUGGGACCCAAAGACCUAGAAGAUCCUGGCAGGCUUUGCAGAAAAAAGCAUGCUAUGAUAACAGGCUGGAGCUGGCUAGAGACAAUGGAACGAUUCCUUGCUCCAGGUGAUUUGAGAGAGGACAGCCUCAGAGAUCCUGAACCUUCUUUUAAUCACACUUUCAGCAGAGUACUGAUGGAGUGUUGGCUGAUCACUCUCUCUCUCUCUCUCUGGCUGUAGCAUGUUGCAUGUGGUGUAAUCAGCUUUGGUAGGAAAGCACUUGUUGGGUGCUGUGGUGGUGUUCUUGCAAAAUUCAUUAUCUUUAACAGUAAACAGCUAUUGCUGGUCUUUUACCAGCGUUCAGUGUGCUAAACGGAGCCCUGGGGAGUUAAAAGUUCAAGCUUCAACCAAAUACCAGUUAAGUCUCUAUGAAUUCAGCUCCUACUUAGAAGAAAACUUGGUGGUUGGUUGUUUUAUGUAGAAGAGUCUGAAGCGCUCAGAUGUUUAAAGUGUUUAUGGCAGUCCUAAAACAAAGUAGCCAGAUGUCAGGGGAGAAACCUAUAUGGCCAAUAAAAAUUCAAAUUUGAUGGGAUGUGAGUUUAAACCCUUCAUAAAAUAUAUUAACCUCCCAUUGUGACAGCAAGCAAGUUUGCACUUUUUAGCGAAUUUAAUGAAACAUGGGAGUGUAGAGUCUAAUCCUUUAAAAAAAAACAGUGUUAAAAAAUGACUUCAAAGCAGAUCUAACUGACAAACAGAUUACAGAUACUCAUCUGUCCUGACGGGCUCUUCACAUUUAGAACACAUAAAAGUGAGAUAGCAUAAAUAAAAAGAAGGAUUUGGCAUCCAUAUAUGUGUGUUGGGAAUAUAAAUGUAGGAUGGGUACAAAGCACCAAUAAUGUAAUUUUAAUAGGAAUCAUAUAUUGUAAAGAGAUAGAUGUUUCACUUAUUUUUCUGCCGCCUUCUCCUUGAGGAUUACAGCUUAUUUUUUAUGUGUGCUGGAAUAAUUCAUCAAGGCUGAUGGGAAGGCCUUAGAAUGCAGAAUUUAAUGAAAUCAUGUGCUUAUAAAUGCAGCAUAUGAAAUAGAAGGCAGAGUACAUUUUAAAUAUCUCAGUAUUAGGAGGAAAAAUUAAAAUAUGUGCAACUUGAUAGAGCUAAGUAUAGUCAUCUGAAGACCAAUGUACAUGAAAUAAGACCUCCAAAUUUCAUUUUUUAUUUUAGGUUAAAAGGGAGACAUUAGUAGAGUGGCCUGCUCUUCAUUACUGAAAGCAAGAGGCUAGUUGUGGGACUGUGCUCAUGAAUUUAUGAGUGUGUUGACACUUUUGUCAGUCUAAGUGUUGGGGUGUGUAUGUGCUGGUUUUAUUACCUUGCCAUAGAAGCCCUUUUCUGUCUCAUCUCGGACCAACAACAGAAGACACUGUGCACUGAAUAGAGUUGCCCUGGGUCCUUGAUCUAACCCAUGAGACACCAUUUGGAGUGUUCUGCAUUAUUUAUUACUACUAAAGUAUUUUCAGUUAAACUGACAUCUUAAAUGCUAACUUUGCCUGGCAGGUAAUGAAGUUCUUGUUUCUUUUCCAAGGAAGCUGACACGAAAGAAGCGAACCAUGAUAGGUCACAGGAAUUUGUACUGCUCGUCUCCACAAUUACUAACAAGUAAGCACUGUAUGGUACCAUAGGAUGGAGGCAGUCUUGGUUUCUGUUCAUGACAGUUGUCACUCAGGUUCACCAUACUAAGCAGCAUGUGAGUUUCUCAUGGGUUCAAGGACUGUCAUUAAAGGAAUGUUGCUAACAUUUUUUAACAGCCUGAUCUGAGGAAACUGAACUGCCACUUACUCUGCUCUCAAAAGUAGCUCGCUUUUCUGUGUGAAAGGACCUACACCGUGAUUAAAAUAUUCCCCCUCCCGCCCCGUGGAAACCGGACGGGCCUUUGUCAGGGAGUUUUCUUAAGCCAAGCAGUGCCAGCCUCUCUUGAAAAGUUUUUGCUUCAACAAAGGAAAUAGCAGAUGAGUGCCAGGGCUCGGGAGCCGGCGGUGUGCUGCUGGAGGUGCUCAGCCCCUUGCAGGAGGGAGGACUGUAAAGAGAGCUGAGAAUGAGAUGGACUUACCAUGAAGGACCUGAAGCUCUUGGUAUACACAUCAUCAGUGAGCUGCAGAUGAACACAGCGUACACCUCAGAGGAUGGAUGUGAACAUGGACUGGGACUCUGAGAAUAACAUUUGUGACACAGGUGAGAAGCAUUCAAAUUAUUCCAGAAACACCACUAAGCAGGUGGGCCACACAUCUAGCCUCCAGAAGGAGGUAGACAUGAAUUACUCACAGACAUGCAGUCCUUGUUGCAACUCUGCUGGACCUUCAGCAGGAGGUAAGCAGGAGCUUCCCGCAGAGUUGCAGUGUGAAGACAAAGAAACCUAUGAGACCUACUACCAGAAACAAGGUGAGAGUACAGCUGGGGUAUUUGUCCCCUCCAGUACCAGCUUUGACCUGCAGUAUGAAGAUAAAGAUUUAGAGCACUGUUCCUCUGAGCGGUCCAAGAAACCAUGGAGAGGACUACAUGACGAUAACGAAAACACCGUUCUUGCUGAUGUGUUUGAUGAGGACCUGGAGCCUGUCUCUGAGGAAGCUUUGCCGUAUCGGUGCAAGAAGUGUGGUUCCUCUUUCCAUGGUAUGAGCGAGCUGCAGGAACAUAAGCGAACUCACCUUGUGGAAAACUCAUACCGAUGUCCCAUCUGUGCCAAAGAGUUCUUUCGUGCGGCAAAUCUGCGAAUGCACAAGCUCAUUCAUUCUAGUGACAGGCCACACAAAUGUCCGGAGUGCGACAAGGGUUUCAUUCGCACGGCUGAUGUCUGGAGGCACCUCCGCAACGUACACAAGAUAGAGCGCUCCAUGGUGAUCCUGGGAAACGGCAUGGCUAGGAACCCGUGGUCGAUAGUGCACCGUAACCAACACACUGUUGAGUACACUGAUCAGCCUUGUGCAGAAAACCAAAAGUCUGAGGAAGACGACUAUAAACCUUAUGCCUGUCCAACUUGCGGCAAAGGUUUUGAUAAACCUAACCUGCUUUCCAAACACAAAGUGAUCCACCGACAAGACAAGCCCUAUAAGUGUCAGGAAUGCGGCAUGGCGUUCGUCCAGCUGCUCAGGCUGAAAAGACACCAGCAGACUCACUCUGGGGAGCGCCCUUUCUAUUGCGAGGAGUGCGGAGGGACGUUCACCCGGCUGGCAUCGCUCCAGCGCCAUCACCGCAUCCAUACUGGAGAGAAGCCCUACUCUUGCAAUUACUGUGGUCAUUCCUUCACUGAGUCAGAUACCUCUGCCGGGAUGACUGGACCCUGCGUACCAUAUGCAUUCGCUACAGCUGUGAGUGAGACUUCUCCAAACUCCCCUCUGCAGUGACCUCCAGCAAUGCCAUCUUCUGUGGCCCUGUCCCUAUUGAAGAUCAGAGCAACCAUCAGCCUUAGUCUGUGUCGAUGACCUGUAAAUCCAGGCCUCCUUGUAGAAACCUCCUGUCUCAGAUGAAGAAUCCAAGGCAGAAGAGCUGGAGGUGUGUGUUCCCAUUCAGCGGAGACUUGACUUUUGACAUUAGCCCUUAGCUGAGACACUCAUCUCAGCUGGAGGAGCACCAAGGAGACCAAGGGACAGUGCGAAGGCGCAGAGGUCUCCUCUGUCCAAGAGGAUGGAAGGUUUCUGUAGCAAGAGCAGUAAUUCACUGAGGUCCUGGUAUGGGUGAUGUCUCCGUUUCACACCUGAUCCAUGCAGUUCCUGGGUUUUCAUUCCUGUUCUGCUGAGAGGUCAUGCCCAGGAGAGAUGGGGAAAUGAGUCCUCAUAACCCAUGCAGGGCAUGUGUUUGGGGAUGCCCUUACGCCUGGGGACUGCUUGACAACCAAAGAUGACAGGAUCAAGACACUCUUACAGAAAGCAGGGACAGCUUGCCCUGGUGCUUCAGGCUGUGCUUGGUGGAGAGGAUGCACACCCAUGCCACCGGUGCCGAACCUCUUGUGACUGCCCCCGUGAUGCUCUGGGUGCAAAGCAGAGAGAAGCGAGGUCUGAUCUUAUGACGCUCAGAUUUGGACCAAAGCAUCUCCUUUUUCCAGCAGGAGAAGAGGUGCCCGGGGCUGCAUCUUCCAGGCUGGCCUCCAAGCUGCUGUCACCUACCCCAUCUCUCUGAGGGCCACCAGGAAGGUGCCUCACUGUGCUGGGUGGCCAAGGUGGAUCUGUAGUGGUCCUGUGUGUUUAUGAUGAUGGCAUGAGUAAGCAAAGUCCUUGGAGGGAUUGUUAAGGUAACUUUUGGGGGGCAAAAGUUCCAUUUUGCCCUCAGUUCCAUGCAUCGAGCCUUGACUCCUGCAUCCUUCCUUCAGCAUGGCACAGACUUUUUCCGGAGGUACCCCAGACCCCUGCGCAGGAGGAUGGAGCAGGCAUCUGGCACGGGAAAUUGCUGCCAGCAGUACUGCCAACCAGACGGGAUUGUCCUGACAUCUGAACAUUUUGCAGCCACCUCGAGAGGACUGUCACGCUCCCCUGGUCAUUUUGGGUGUCAUGACACAGCACUGGCUGAAGGGAGGAUGGGACAAACAUCCUGCUGGCUCCAGGGGCCCUGAACGGCUGGGGAGAAAACAGCGACUGCUGCAAGCUGGUGCCCUGGGCUGUGAAUGAAGAGCAGGCGGGCCGGAUCCUGCAGGCCCUGUGUGCAGCCAUUGGGUAAACUGCAGGAACGGAGCUUGGACUGCAAACAACCCGGGGAACGGCAGGCAAAAUUGUGCCAGGGGUGGCUGGGAGAGGCUGGCAAGGGCAGCAGGUCCCUGGGUGUGCUGGUGGUGCUCCACCCCGGGGAGAGGCUGAGCCCGGGGUUUCUUGCACAAACUGUUUGCGUAGGGUGAGGAAAGCCGAGGCCUGGGGGCAUGAAGCAGCUCAGGACUUCCCGUGGCAGCUUUCCCACACCAGCUGCUGGAGCUGGCCAUGGACCGCUCUGCACUGGCCCACGGGAAACACUGCGAAUUACAGCUCCUGGGGGGCGAGGGCAUUGCCGGGCGAGUGGGACCAGCUUGGCCGUGCGGGAUCUUCCCUCCACAGGGAUGGGGCAGGCAGCACUGGGGAGGGCUGUGUCAAUAAAUAGGUGUUAUUUCUUAAAAAGAUUUCAGGGU
Molecule: messenger RNA, 5996 nt
Organism: Harpia harpyja (harpy eagle)
Lineage: Eukaryota; Metazoa; Chordata; Aves; Accipitriformes; Accipitridae
Product: zinc finger protein 431-like
Exons: 13
Coding region: 3037-4251 (404 amino acids)
Biological process (GO): regulation of transcription by RNA polymerase II
Cellular component (GO): nucleus
Molecular function (GO): RNA polymerase II transcription regulatory region sequence-specific DNA binding; DNA-binding transcription factor activity, RNA polymerase II-specific
Source: RefSeq, a predicted model, not a curated record